Messenger RNA from Gordionus sp. m RMFG-2023, 8613 nucleotides. RefSeq lists its product as uncharacterized. The transcript is spliced from 25 exons. The record is from RefSeq and is a predicted model, not a curated record. Lineage: Eukaryota; Metazoa; Nematomorpha; Gordioida; Chordodea; Parachordodidae. The coding region runs from base 89 to 7372 and encodes 2427 amino acids. Gene Ontology annotation, molecular function: protein binding.
AUAAUAUAUUCCGAAUUUAAUCACAAAUACACCAAUGUAUCUUUAGUCAUUCUCUAUUGUGAAAUUAAUAUAUCGCUAAAAAUUAUAAAUGAAGGAAUUACAACUCAUUUCAGCCCCAUCUUCGAUUUAUGGCUACAAUGGUAUGAUGGAUUUAGGUACUGUUACCAACAACAAUACCAGCACCAUUGUCCAUCGAUCAUCCCUAGAUAACGAAAUAUUAAACCCGAAAAGCGAUAAAUCUAAAUGCAUGAAAACACAUUCUUCCCUUGACGAUGAUCAGCUAUACUCGCUGACAAAAUAUUGCCAAUCAAAGCUUCUGACCGCGCAAUCGGGGAAAUUUGUCGAUAAGAUAAUAUCAAUAGACAAGAAUUCCGAUAAAUAUUUUAACCACCAUAAAUCUAGUUCAAAAAACGGAGCACUUAAUGCCCCUGUCGAAUCGUUUCAAUUUAAUGGUCCCUCUAAAUAUGAAGGCGAUCUUAAUUUUAAGGGAUCCGAUACUCAAUAUUUGAAUUCAUCCGAUAAUAGUAUACAAAUGCAUCGCAGCCAUAUGAACGGCGAGACCAAGUUAUCCGAUAGUAGUGAUGUGCUCCAAUCGAAAAGUUUUACUGAUGAUUAUUCUACCCAAUAUGCUUUAAUCCCAGGUAUUAAAACCGGUGCUUUGUUAACCACCCACCAACCUAAUAACUCUACUUUAUUAAAUGGUGCCACAAUUAAUAAUAAUUUUCAUAAGGCUUUGGGUCAAGUUAACUCUUUGAAACAAUAUGAUCACAAUAUAAAACCAUCCGAAAAUCGCAUCAAACAUACUCCUAAUUUUUGUAUCCCCCUUCCUUAUAUCCAUAAUCCUCAUUUAUCUAAUCAUACCAAAAAAAUUGAUUUUUUAUCUGCUAACAACAACCCUAAUAUUUUAAAUCACAAUCCAAUUGAAAUUCUAACUAAUAAUAAUAGCUCUCUCUUUGACUCUACUGGCAUUGCGAUAGAUAAGUCUCAAAAUUCCCAUUCCAUAUCAUUUACUCCUCACAUUUUUACAUCUGCUGAAAAUGUAACUUAUUCUAAUCCUGAUAACAAUCAGAAUAUAAACAGCUAUAUUAACAUAAUCUAUCCAUCGCAAAGGGAUAGUAACAACAAUUUGAGAGAAUUGAAUGCAAUCGCCUUGAGCAAUAAUGAAAAAACAUCAGCUCUUAAUCAAAAUUCUGGCUCAUCUAUAAUGAUAGAUAAUAGGAUGAUGCCUAACCAUUUUUAUCCGAUUUUCUCAACUUUCAAUGAGAACAAUGUGGGAACUGACCCAAGAAUGUAUAUGGUCAUGCCAAACGCAAUGUAUACAAAUAAUUCCAUUACAUCUAAUAUAGAACACGACAAAAAAAUUCAUACCAAAUUGAUCAACCCCUGUAUUGAUACCUUUGAGCUCUCAAAACCUUCAUCUCCUGCCACCUCGAUUGAUUCAUCAACUUCCUCCCUCCGAUCCUUACGCAACCCUCAUUCAAACGAUUAUGAAAAUAGCCAUCCUAAUUUGAAUCAUUGCGCGAAUAGCAAGGCAAAUUAUAACAGCACCAAAAUAGAAUAUGGUAUCGGGAUUAACGAGUGCCCUUUGAUUCGGUCUCUUAAUUGUUAUCCUGAGGAAGCCAGUCAAUUUUUACCUAACAACAAUCAAAAUAUUGAUAUAUCGCUCAACGAAGAAUCUAUCUCACGAAAUGAAGUGUCUAUCUCAGCUAGUAGCAACAACGUUACAGAGACUCAAUCCAAUAAACAUCACGAAAAUUUACAUGUCUGUCAAAACUUCUCCGAUAGGGGGGAAACUAUUAAAAACAUUCAUUCCGAAAUUAGCGUGACAUCUGGUGAAGUGACUCCUAUCAAUAUUGUCAUUGAUAAUUCAUCUCCCGAUUUAGAUCUUGCCUUAACACUUUCAACAAACUCAGUCACUCCUAUCAUAAAUAACAACUUUAGACCGAUCGAGGCGCAAUAUAUGACAACAGUUCAAAAGUUCCACCAAUCGACGUUACAUCCAAAUUCCCUUUUAACCCUUCCACCCCCUCCAUCACUGAUGUUGCCUGAGGGCCAAAAGUUUCCCAUUACUCCUAUUGUGAGCGGUCCUUCAUUAUGUCAUAACAAUCCUUGUUAUUUCUACUAUUACAACAACAAUCAAUUGCUGCCACCUAUGCCACCACCCUUAUUGCACCAACAACAGCAAUCAUUAUCGCCUGCCGAUUCCCCUUGCCCGGCGUGCGCUUUGGAAUCUCAGGUGGCCACUUUCGUAAUACCCGUGAUAAAUCAACAGCAUCCAUCCCUCCCACCCCCUUCUCUUCCCCCGUCUUUUAUCAACUCUGCAGGCGGAACCGAAGGGACAGAUGGUAGUUCUCCUUUUCUUUAUUAUUAUUACGUUUGCCCCCCUUCAAUUAAUAACAACAAUAAUGGGGACGGCGUAAACGAUUGCCAAGUUAUGUCCUCUUUAUCGGCUCUCCACUCAGCACAUACCAAUGACAUUCCUCCAUCUCUGUUAUCUUUUGAAAAGGUGUUGGAUUCGUCGCCUUUCAACGUUAAUAUAUCGCCUGACAUACAUUUAUCCCUUUCCCGAUCGAGUGAUAUUACCUGUAGUUCAAUUGAAGCAGCGCUCAACAAGGAACAAGGGUCUAGGAUUGUACCAGUAGUUACAUACACUAUUACUUCUAUGAUUUCUCAAACACCACUUAACAUAAAUUACGAAAAGGGCAAGUCUGACUUGCAUAUCUCUGUUCCCAACGUAUCGAAUGAUUUUUCCAGUGUAAGCUCAAUAUCCAGUCUUUCUGAAUCGAAUUAUUCUAUAAGUCUCAACGAAAUUAAACAAAACGAUAUUUUGAACAAUAUUGAAUUACCUAAUUCUUCACUUAACUCUGCCAUCUCAAACAUGGACAGUUUAGAUGGCAUUAUAUCAAACCAUAAUCAACCGUUUCAAUUGUACCAAUCACUACAAUCCCAAAUCCCUACAUCGAUGACCACUUUUAACAACAUCAACUACACUCGACCUCUUAUCACAAUACCCGUUGGGGAGAAUUCUAGGGAAAUUAAUACGCCGCUCUUUUACUACUCUUUAAUUCACUCAUCUUCUUCGGUCUCUAACCCUUCUUUGCUUCCUAACAUGCUUACCUUUCCUAUGGCCCCCACAUCUCAAAGUCUAUUGCCCCUGAUGCCUCCUUUUCUUCACACCUCGACCGUGUUUCCUCCUCCGCCUUUCCUUAACCUGAAUUACGGCCCAUACCUUCCGAAUUUGCUUCAAAAUAACCUCAACAUCAACACCAGUUACCACACGGUUCCCAAUCUACCUUCCAUUUUCCACAAACACCUGUCGCCUUCAUAUCGUGGUAAGCGAACUAAGUCCUCGGCUUCUUCAAAUCGGACCUCACCUUCAUCAUCCAAGAAGAGUAGUCACAGCUCUUUCAACGAACAAAAUUUUAAAUCACCACAAAAGAAUCAAGAGGAAAAGGAUAGCGAACAAGGGCAGUCCUACAAUGGGAAUACGAAUAUAGCUGGAGACCUUAACGAACGUAUUAGUCGAAACCGAAUCCCCGAAUCGCCAGAUUAUGGGUUGGGCAGCGACGUAGAGUCUGCCAAUAACGUUAUAGACAACGACGAUUAUUCCAGUUUGGUCGAAAUUCUUUCAAACAUCACAGACAUUUUGAUAUAUAAUAUCACUGCUCACACCGCGAUUGUGAAAUGGAAAUCUUUGUUAUGUCCUAAACAAUCAAACAUCGAUGAUAAUUUAAACAUUCACGAUAACGAGAAUUUAAACAAAACCCCUUUUCGGCUCACUUACGAUGAAUCUAAGGUAGAUGUACCUGAAAGACUUCCUUCCGACCCAUUUUAUAAAGUCUAUCUUUACAAAAAAAGUGGGAACUUAUCUAAUUAUAAAAAGUUAUGCUCUUCCGAAGACCAAAAAGAUGUGAAACUGCAAACAAAAGCCGAAAUAUUAAUCAAUGAUAUAUCGCAAAUAUCUAGCCAUGGGAUUUGUGUUUACAAUGGGUGCGCUACAGAAUGUUCUUUAGAUAAUUUGACGCCUUAUAAAGAUUAUGAAAUUAGAAUUGGAGCAUAUAUUGACACCGUCAAAGGAAGAAUAUCAAAUGCCGUUUCAUUUAAGAGUUUAUCAACUAUACCGGAUACGCCCGAACCUCCAAUAUUAUUAAAUCGUACUAAAAAUAGCAUGUCACUUAAAUGGACCAAUCCCUUGGAUAAUGGUUCUAAAAUCACUGAAUAUUCGUUACUAAUGACGUCCAUUCCCGCCUCCGCUUAUAUAAAUAAUGCAAAUAAUGUUGAAGAACAUUACUCUACUAUAUAUACCGGCGACGCUAAGCACUUUAAGGCUUGCAAGUUGAAACCUGGAGGUACCAUGGCUUACCGUUUCCGUAUUUCCGUCGCCAAUGCUCAUGGUACCUCUCCUGUCUCAGACCCCGCCACAUUUUUUACUCCAGGGGUCCCACCCCUCAAGCCUGAUUCUCCACGUCUCUUAAAGGCAACUCCAUCCACUCUUAAUUUGAGCUGGCCUGCUUCCCUCCAAAAUCAAAACCAAACGGUCUCGCUUCAAAUGGAGGACACCAAUUCAGGCCACGGGUUUUUGCCUGUUCUUAAUUACAAUAGAAGCAACUGCUCGGAGGGCCAGCGCAUGGAAGAUGGCAGUCAAGGAGAUGAAGAUGAGAAUGGCGACAAUUUGAUGAAAUGUCUCGUGCCACCAAUGGCUGGUGGACUCUCAUUGAAACGCAAUACGGCCUACAAUUUUAAGCUGCGAGUUAGCAAUGAUGACGGGCAUAGCCCUUGGAGCGAUAUAGUAACCUACAAAACUUUGCCAGCACCCCCUGGUCCUCCAAGAAAACUUGCACUAAAAAUUAAACCAUCACCUACAUCUCUAAAAUUAUCUUGGGCAUCUCCUUCAGAUAAUGGUGGUUCAGUUGUUCAACUAUAUUCUGUUGAUAUGAAAUCUAACGGACAUCCCUUCGUCUCAAUAUAUUCGGGUCCAGAUAAAGAAUGUGGGGUAGAAUGCUUGUCUCCUGGUACUGCCUAUAUUUUUAGAGUUAAAUGUGAAAGUUUGGGGGGCGGGGAAGGUUCUUUCUCUCGUGAUCUGAUUCUUACGACUCCUGCUGCUGCCCCUUCGGCUUGCUGCACUCCAACCCUUUCACCAUUGGAAUCGAUAGGGGCUGGAAAAAGAACAAGACAUGGAGUAACAAUUAUUUAUGAUAAUCCUGAGUCCGAUGGUGGUUCUCCAAUCACUGAAUAUGAGGUGGAAAUGUGUCACGAGACUGCCAAAGACAAUAAAAAUAGCGAAUCAUAUAACGUUUUAUAUAAGGGUAUCUUGAAGAAGUGUGUGGUUAAUGAUUUAUUACCCGCUAACAAUUAUAGAUUUCGUGUCAGAGCUGGCAAUGUUAUAGGGUGGGGUGUAUGGUCAAACUGGAACAAUUAUAAAACCGGCGCUGGCCCGCCCAAUCCUCCUACCCUUACUGUGACGAUCAAGUCUUCUUUUUCUGCCGCUAUGACGUUUAGGCCUCCCGAAAAUGAUAAUAGUACUUACAUCUUGGAAUACGUUUUAGAGAUGGCGAAAACUCUUCCUCAAUCGCAAGCAUGCCUGUUGAAAGAAUCGCACUUAGAUUUUAUUAAAAUAUAUAAUGGCCCUGACACAAUUUUCGAAUGCAAAAAUUUGAUCCCUUGUAACGUUUACUAUUUUAGAGUUGCUGCUACCAACGUUUUGGGUCAAGGCGUUUUUUCCCUCCCAUUACGCAUAAUGACUCCUCCCUCCGUUCCCACUUGCCCUGCUUCUUCGAAUAUAAUAAGCCUUCAAAAGCUACCCCGAGCCCUAUCCGUGCAAUGGAAGCCACCUACUGAUGAUAGAGGUAGUCCCGUACUCAAAUACGGGUUAGAGGUGAAUAAUGUUGACUCUAAAUCGGAAUCAAAAUAUUUUACAACCGAAACUGAUUCUUGUCAAUAUAACGUGAAAGACUUGAGACCAAUUCAGACCUACCGAAUACGGAUACAAGCCAUCAACGCAGUUGGAACUGGCCCCUUCAGCGGCCCCAUCAAUUUCACCACUCCUCCUGAUAUCCCUUCCAAACAACCCGUCAUUAAACCUUGUUCCUCUUCACUGGUUGGCUACAACUUUGUUAAGGUUAGGUGGGAAUACCCUGAAUUAGCUAAGGAAACUAUUAUAUGCCCAGAUACGUUGACUUAUGAACUCGAGAUGGCCGAUUAUAGAAAAUGUUUUAAUUGCGUUUACGUUGGAGAUGCUUUGUCUUGCAAAGUUACAAAACUUCAUGAAAAUUCAGUGUAUGAUUUUAGGGUUAGAUCCUUCAAUGAAUCCGGUUAUGGACCUUUUUCUUCCAAUCAUUCAUUCAAAACUAGCUGGGCACCGCCCUCUACAGUUAAAAGCGUCAAGGUAACAAGAUGCAAACAAGAUUCUUGCUACAUAAGUUGGGUUUAUCCUACUCACUUCCACGCUUUUCCCCAAUUCCUUCAAUCUAACAGUAAAAAGUCCGAUAUUUCUGGAGACAAUAUUGAUGUUGAUUACCAUUUCCAUUCACCAUCUAUUAAAACCAAUAUUACAUGGGACAUUAUUUUCGAAGUUUAUUUGAAUCCAAGCACCUCCAAUAAUAUAAAACAAGAUCAAGAAAUUAUUGAUUAUUUGGGAAGUACGAAUCUGAGCUCCGAUAUUGAAGAUUCGAUUGGAACAGAUUUUAUAUUGGUUUACAGGGGCAAUCAGAGCGAAUGCUUUCUCAAACAUUUAACUCCAUCUACGGAAUACAAAUUUAAAGUCGCCGCCGUGCGACUAUUUUACAAUGAUCAAGUGAUUGCUGACCAUCAUAUGAGAGGACCUUUAACCCAAAGUUACACCUUCAAAACCAGCAUAACUCCUGGAGCUUUGAAUCGUUUUAAUACAUCUUCAACUCUCGUUAAUAACGCAUUUCCAAAUGAUUUAAAAGUGGAUUUACCUUUAUUAAUAAAAAAUCCUAGUCUGACUAUGUUGUUCAAACAUCCUGCAUAUGUUUUGUCUUCUUGCUUAUCUUCAAUUUAUACCAAAUGCCACUCUGCAACCGUAUAUUUACCUUCCUUUUUAACUCGCACCAAAACAGGGAUCGUCGACGAUAAUAAAGUUACAAAUGAGGUUUUGCAUUACCCCUCUAACCCUCCAAAAUCAAUCACCAACUCCUCUCAAACUUUUAAAGUAAUCAAUAACCCGAUAGGGAAGGACAAAACUAUUCGUAACAAGAAAAAUUAUAUCAAUCACUUUGAUUCAUCCAACAAAAGCUCUAAGAACAAAAAAAAACUAACCGACCAACAAUGGGCAUUGAUUAUUAUAUGCAUUUUCACCUUAGCUGCUGUCGUAACCACCUUUUUGGUUGCUAAAUUAGGAAAUUUAUCAUGAUAAAUAUAUACCCCACCCCCACACUUCCUAUCAUCUAAUAUAGGGAAUUUUGUUUUUUAAGGACAAAAUUGGGGAACGUUUUUUCUUCUAAUAUCGCUCACAUUGUGUUUGAACAUCCUGCUUACCAGUUGGGUGAUGGCCUAAAUUAUAUCAUUAAGCAAACAUAUUGUAUUGAAUAUUUAACCAAUUUUUUUUUAUCAUUGGGUUUGUUUGAUCUAAUAGGGUAUUAUUAGAUUUAAAAUAAUCAAUAUUUUUGCUGAAAUUUUUUUCUAUUUGUUAUUGUGUUGAAUAAUUGUAUUUAUUUAUCAGUAUAAUAUCCUUUCUCUUUAUGCCAUAAAUUUAAAAUCCUGACAAUUAUAAAAUUAGAUAUUUGGGUUAUUUGUUUUUUUAUACAACUUUUUAUUUAUUGUUGAUUAACUACCCAGAUUGCAUUAAAAUUCACAGAAUUUUGCUUAACAUUUAUAUUAGUUAGAUAGAUUUUAUUUAUUUAUUUCCGUUUUAAAUAAGAUAUAUUUAAUUAUUAUUAUUUUAUAGGGUGUUCUUAUCUUUCAUAUUUAAAGAUUAUUGUGAAAUAACAAACAUUUAAUAAAAACUUCUUAACUGGGAAUAUUUGAUAUUAUUUUAAUUUCUUGGAUGCAUGGACACUUUUUAUAUUAUGAAAAUUGAAAGCCUUAUAAUUUCAUGAUUUUGGGAAAAUGAUUUGUCUUACUUUGUUCAAAAACAAUUGAGAAUGAUUUUUAUAUUGUUAUAAUUAUAUUAAAUUAAUAGGAAUAAAAAUAUUGUUAUUUUUCAUAAUUUUGUUUUUUAUUAUCAAUGAUAAUAUUUUAAAUAACAUCCUAUAAUAGAUAGAUACAUGUAUAAUAUUUAUUUUGAUUUGGGAAUAUUUAUAUUUACCCUUUUGUGUUUUUAUUUUACAUUUCAAAUUUAAAUUAUAAUAAUAUAUAGCUCCUUCUCAUUUUAUACAAAAAGGGCAAAAUAUUGGUUUUAGUUUAAAUAAUUUGUUUUAUUGUCAAUUCAUUUUUUUUUAUUAACUAUAAAGUCUAGAUAUUUAAUAAUAUAAUAAAUAUGAAUAUUUUUUUUUAAACGAAGAAGAAAAAUUAUUGAAUUUACAAACAAAAAAAUAUUUUAUACUCUUGUUAUUAACUGGAUAUAUAUCUUUUAAAUAUGACAAUUUUUUCAAUUUAUAUUUUUCGGACAUUAUAAUAUUUUAUUGAAUAUAAAUUCAAGGCUCAUAAUAUGUA